AUGUGGAGGUCUGAAGGAAAGUGGGCUGCCCGUAGCCGCGCGGCCAUGGAGCGCUUCUGGGAGGGCACCGGCUUGCUGCACCAGAUGCGCGGGGAGUGGUUCGACGCGGUGAGCUGCUGCGUGACCUUCUCCAGGGGCUCACGGGGCCCCAGGUACGAGGAUACAAUGAGAUUCCGGCACUGCAUCGUACGUCUCAUGAGCCUCUGCCACGGCAGCGCGCUGGAGGAGAUCGGAGGCGAGGAGGCGGACUUUUGCGAGACCAUCGACCGCAUGGGCCUGGACUCUGGCACCCUGGGGCAUCUCAAGGACUGCCAGCAGGUCUACAAGUUCAAUCGGGUCGAGGUCUUGCUGCACAUGAUCCAGUCGCUGAUCACCCAGAACUUGGAGAACGGAGUGCUGAAGGUGCAGCCGCCCAUCCUGUCGCGGGUGUACCAGACGCUGUCCCGGGGCUUCGUGAACCUUCUGAACGCCAAGAAGAUCGCGGACACCCGGCGCGGUCCCGUCGUCCCCGGGGUUGGUUCGCGUUUGGGCACGGAAUUGGGCGCUGGCGCAAACGGGGCGAGCGACUUUUUGGGGAGUUAG
Molecule: messenger RNA, 582 nt
Organism: Effrenium voratum
Lineage: Eukaryota; Dinophyceae; Suessiales; Symbiodiniaceae
Source: the annotation of a GenBank genome assembly